AUGGGCCCCUUGAAAUCAGAACCAAUGGCAGCACUAAAUGUCAAAGUAGGAGAGGAGGCAAAUGAUGAACAUUGGUUUUCGUUACCAGAAAUGGGAGUUGUUGCUGCUACAACCUUUCAGCUGAUCUUGAUCACGCUUUCGGUUGAUGGUUCAUCUACAUUUGUACCCAUUGCUGGAGCACCACCCACUGAACCGCUUUGCAUAGUACUUGGACAUGUUGACAAGAUCCACUGGGUGCAGGUGAAAUUGGCAGAAGGUCACCUAUUCCCAAAAAUUGUUCCCCUAUGGGAUAGGAACUGUGAGUCAGAAGCAAGUGAGUGGAAAGAGUUUUUGAAGGACCGAAUGCCAAUUGUAAACCCACCGGCUGCAGAACCAUCAAUGGUACAUCUUAAGGACACCCCCAUUAACGAUCUCAGUUCAGUGGCGGAGAUAGAAGUAGACAACUGGAAAGAGGGUACAGCGGACCAAAUGCCAAUUGCAAAUUCAACGGUUGCAGAACCACCACUGGUAGAUCUUAAUGACACCUCCAUUAAGGAUCUCAGUUCAGUGUUCGCGGAGAUAGAAACAGACAACUGGAAAGAGGGUACAGCGGACCAAAUGCCAAUUGCAAAUUGCAAAUUCAACGGUUGCAGAACCACCAGUGUGGAAGACAAUGUUUCCUCACGUGAAGAAGCAGAAAUGACUACUGAAGUUAAUGAAAAAGAUCAUGAUGAUCAUGAUGAAUUAGAAGCAUCUCAUGAGGAUGAAGAACCUAAAGUUGGGAUGACAUUUAACUCUGAAGAUGAAGCUAACAGGUAUUACAAGAAUUAUGCUCGACUUAUGGGUUUUGGAGUUUGUAAAAUAAAUUCUAAAAAUGGAGAUGAUGGGAAAAAAUAUAUUACUAUAGGAUGUAGUAGAGCAAGGAAGUAUAAGAAUAAUUCGAAGAAUCUUUUGAAGCCAAAUCCUACUACAAAAACAGAAUGUAAGGCUAGAUUGAGUGCAUGUGUUAGUUCUGAUGGAACAGUUGUGGUUUCAAGAGUUAAUCUUGGGCAUAAUCAUGAUCUAAGCCCAACAAAAGCACGAUUUCUUAGGUGUAACAAGAAUUUGGAGCCUCGUAUAAAAAGGAGAUUGGAACUUAAUGAUCAAGUUGGGAUUAAUGUGAGUAGGAACUUUAGAGCCUUUGUUGUUGAAGCAAAUGGGUAUGACAAUCUUACAUUUGGAGAAAAAGAUUGUAGAAACUAUAUUGACAAGGUAAGACGCUUGCGGCUUGGGACAGGAGAUGCCCAAGCAAUUCAAAACUAUUUUGUUAGAAAACAGAAACAAAAUAGUCAAUUUUAUUAUGUCAUGGAUGUGGAUGAUGACAGCCAUUUACGAAAUGUAUUUUGGGCAGAUGCGAGAUCUAGGAUUGCGUAUGAAUAUUUUGGUGAAGUUAUCACAUUUGAUACCACUUAUUUGACAAAUAAGUAUGACAUGCCCUUCGCUCCUUUUGUUGGAGUAAAUCAUCAUGGCCAUUCUAUGUUGCUUGGUUGUGCUCUGCUAUCAAAUGAGGAUACUCAAACUUUUACUUGGUUGUUCUCAAGAUGGUUAGAAUGUAUGCAUGGACGUGCUCCCAAUGCUAUAAUUACUGAUCAAGAUAGAGCAAUGAAAAAUGCAAUUGAGGCUGUUUUUCCAAAGGCUCGUCAUCGGUGGUGCUUGUGGCAUAUAAUGAAAAAGGUUCCAGAGAAGUUGGGCAGACACUCUAAUUAUGAGUCCAUCAAGAAGCUUCUGCAUGGUGCUGUAUACGAUUCUUUUAGCAGGUCUGAUUUCAUGGAAAGAUGGGAGAAAAUGAUUAAGGAUUAUGAGCUGCAUGAUAAUGAUUGGUUGAAAGGGUUGUUUGAUGAGAGAGAUCGUUGGGUUCCUGUGUUCUUGAGAGACACGUUUUGGGCUGGAAUGUCAACAACACAGCGGAGUGAAAGUAUGAACUCAUUUUUUGAUGGGUAUGUAAACUCGAAGACCACACUGAAGCAGUUUGUUGAACAAUAUGACAAUGCAUUGAGAGAUAAAAUCGAGAAGGAAAGCUUGGCUGAUUUUGGUUCAUUUAAUACAGAAAUAGCUUGUGUGAGUAUUUUUGGCUUUGAGUCUCAAAUCCAAAAAGCAUUUACCAAUGCAAAAUUCAAAGAAUUUCAAGUAGAGAUUGCUUCUAUGAUGUAUUGCAAUACUUGCUUUGAGAAAAUGGAUGGCUUGCAGUCAAUAUAUUCUGUUACAGAAACCAAGAAAGUAUUUGACAAAAUGAAAGAUAUAGUGUUCAAGAUAUCUUUCAAUGAGGAAGAUUGUCAAUUUCAAUGCACGUGCCUCUUAUUUGAGUUUAGAGGAAUUUUAUGCAGGCAUAUCCUUUCUGUGCUUAAGCUUACAGGCAUAACAGAUUCAGUUCCAUCUUGUUAUGUUUUGUCACGUUGGAGAAAGGAUAUAAAAAGGAAGCACACACUUGUCAAAUGUGGUUUUGAUAAUUUAGCUGGAAAUACUGAAUUGCAACGACUUAACAAAGCAUGUGACGCCUUUUAUGAAGCUGCUUCUGUGGGGAUAAAUACUGAUGAUGAUUUAGUAACAGUAAUGAAUUGGAUCAAUAGCUUAAAGAAUGAGUUAAGCUGCAAAGAAACACCUCCCGAAAUGAAUACAACACCAAUUACAGAUCAAGACAACUCAAUUCAGGAAGAAGGUACUAAGAUUCUUGACCCUAAGGUAACUCGAGGUAGAGGGCGUCCUCCUUCAAAAAGGAAGGCUUCUAAAGUUGAUCAAAUUGUAAACAAGAAGAUUGCAACAAAGAAAACGCAGGAAGGCAACCAAAAAAGCAAAAAUGUUCAAAGUCAAAACAAGGGCUCAAGUACAUCUAGUGUUCAUGUAAAUAAGAAUGAUGGAUUUAUAAGAUCUCAAAUUAUCAAUGAGAUUGGAACACAAGAGAGCAUUCAAGAUGGGCAAAGUUGCUUUUUGAGUGGCAAUGGUAUUAUAAAUCAUUUAGCUCCCUUCAAUCCAAAUCAAAAUCACAUUGGUCAAGUUCCAUAUUAUGCUCAAAUAGUAAACCGUGGUAUUGGCUAUUAUGAACUUGUACAGGCACAACAUCAUAUAAAUAAUCAGCCAUCAUCAUCAAGACAUGAUCAGCCAUAA
This is a messenger RNA of Lotus japonicus, 3120 nucleotides long. RefSeq names its product protein FAR1-RELATED SEQUENCE 6-like. NCBI's taxonomy places the organism in Eukaryota, Viridiplantae, Streptophyta, Magnoliopsida, Fabales, Fabaceae. Gene Ontology annotation, molecular function: zinc ion binding. The record is from RefSeq and is a predicted model, not a curated record. Bases 1 to 3120 code for a protein of 1039 amino acids. The transcript has 8 exons.